CUAAAAGAAAGAAUCAUAGAGUUGAGAGAGAGAGAGAGGAAGAAGAAGGUUAUGAAGUUUUGUGAUGCAAAUUUCGGAUUGAAGCAGAAAUGAUAACCCGAAUCUUCCUCUUGAUCUCAAUUUCGCUUGCUCUUACAGCUUCUAUUACUGGACAGAGUCAAAUCGGAUUCAUUAGCAUUGAUUGUGGUUCACCUGAUCACUUAAGCUACGACGACCCCGAUACAGGCAUCAAAUACACCUCAGAUAAUUCCUUCAUAAACGCCGGCAUAAGCAAAAACAUAUCCACUGAAUAUCAAUAUCCAAAAAUUCUCAACCAGUCACUUCCUCUUUCAGACUUAAAAUCCUUCCCUAAUGGAAACAAGAAUUGCUAUUCUCUAAGAUCUAAUAGACCAAAGGGUAGUUUAAAUCUCCUCAGAGCUUCAUUCAUAUACGGAAACUACGAUAAUCAAAGCAAACUCCCAGAAUUCGAUUUAUAUCUCGAUGUCAGUUAUUGGUUUACUGUAAAAUUCACAAGUUUUUCUGAAAUAGUCAUAACAGAGGUCAUAAGUGUUUCUCAAUCAGAUACAACUUAUGUUUGUCUUAUAAACAAGGGUCUAGGCACUCCUUUCAUCUCUUCUUUAGAGCUAAGGCCGUUAACCAGUUCCAUUUACAAUCUCGAAUUGGGUACAAAUGGAUUGUUAGUUCUUUUCAAUAGAUUUGACAUUGGAUAUACAAACGGAAGCGGUCGAUAUCAAGAUGAUACAUUCGAUCGUAUUUGGAAACCUUAUAGUUCUUCUCCUUCUUGGGAAACAUUCGCCACUCCGAUCGAUAUCAAUGUUGUUGAAAAUGGCAAUAGAGCACCACAGGAAGUGAUCAGAUCGUUUGUGAAGCCUAAGAAUCCAAAUGAUUCUUUGGAAUUGUACUGGAAUGAAACAGAUGUUGGUUCUAGGUUUUAUGUUUAUUUAUACUUUGCUGAACUUGAACAACUGAGGAAUCAAUCGAGAGUAUUCAAUGUUUCUUGGAAUGGAUUGCAUCUAUUUGGACCCAUUUCUCCACGUUUUCGUUACGCAGAAACAGCAUGGAGUUUAACAGGCUUAGUCGCGAAAGAGCAUCGGAUUUCUAUCUAUAGAACAGGAAACUCGACGCUCCCACCCAUUCUCAACGCUAUUGAAGUCUAUACUCUCAAACCGCUUCAAGGAUUACUAACAUAUGAUCAAGAUUUUGAUGCGAUUACGAGUAUCAUAACAGCAUACCAACUGACAAAAUAUUGGAUGGGCGAUCCGUGUGGUCCGCAGAAUUUCGUUUGGGAAGGAUUGCAGUGCAGCUAUACUGAAACAGCUCAACCUAGAAUCAUUUCACUAAACUUGUCGUCGAACAGCUUAACCGGAGUGAUAUCAACUUCCAUAUUGAACCUUACAUCGAUACAGAUAUUGGAUUUGUCGAAUAAUAGAUUGUCUGGAAGUAUACCCGAAUUCCUCGGUGAACUACAAUCACUGAGAAUUUUGAAUUUAAAGAACAACAAUUUUUCUGGACCUGUCCCUACUAGUGUUCUUAUGAAAUCUAGGAAUGGAGGGCUCAAUCUCCUUGUGGAUGAUCAAAAUGUUUGUCAGACCCGAGGAUCGUGCAAAAAGAAGAAUUCAAUGACUGCUAUAGUCGCAUCGGUAACAUCUACAAUCGCUUUGGCUAUUAUUGUGAUAAUUAGUUUGUUGGCUUAUAGAAAUUGGAAAUCAGGGAAAAGCGUCGAGUAUACAGAAGAUUCUUUAGGAACAAAAAAGAGGAAGUUCAGUUAUGGUGAGAUUGUACAGAUUACGAAUGACUUUAAAACCGUGGUAGGAAAAGGAGGAUUCGGUAGCGUAUACCUUGGACGAAUGGAAAAUGAUGAUGGCACACAAGUUGCUGUUAAGAUGUUGUCUUCUUCGUCGUCUCAAGGAUCCAAUGAAUUCCGUGCUGAGGCUGAGCUCUUGUUGAGAGUUCAUCACCGUAAUCUAGCCCCCUUUGUCGGCUACUGCGACGAUAAUAACAAUAUGGCUCUUAUUUACGAGUACAUGGCCAAUGGAAAUCUCAGAGAUUUCCUUUCAGACAACAACAAGGCCUCCGGUAAAUUGAGUUGGGAGAUGAGAAUUCGUAUCGCAAUUGACGCUGCUCAAGGAUUAGAGUAUUUGCAUCAUGGUUGUAAGCCGCCCAUAGUUCAUAGAGAUGUGAAAUCUGCCAACAUUCUCUUAAGUGAAAAUAUGGAUGCGAAAAUAGCUGAUUUCGGGCUCUCAAAGGCUAUCCCAAGUGAAGAAAUAACUCAUGUAGCAACUGUUGUUAUGGGCACUCGAGGUUAUCUUGAUCCAGAGUACUAUAUAAUGCAAAACUUGACAGAUAAGAGCGAUGUUUACAGUUUUGGAAUAGUUAUGUUAGAGUUGAUAACAGGAAAUCACGCCAUCAUAAAACAAAAAGGGGAAGAAACCAUACAUAUUGUACAAUGGGUGAGGCCAAUGUUGGAAAAGGGAGAGAUAAAUGAGAUUGUGGAUGGAAGGAUGGGAGGCGAGUAUAAUGUGAACUCGAUAUGGAAAGCUUUGGAUGUGGCCGUGACAUGUACUAGAUCCUCUGCCAUUCAAAGAGAAUCAAUGUCUUUUGUUUUAGCAGAGCUUAAGGAGUGUUUGUCAAUGGAGAUGAUUCCACGUCAUAGGUCAGAUUCGUCGUCUCAAUCCCAAUCUACAAAUGUAAGUAGUACCUAUUAUGUAUCGAAUAGUUCGACCGAAGUGUUUACUGGUGACAUUGAUGCUAUAAGUGGUCCUUUAGCUAGAUAGAUUUGUUUUUUUUUUUUGUGUGUGUGUUUUUUGUUUAUUACAAGUCAUGUAUUUACCAUUAUUUUGUUCAUAGAAAUUUUUACAUUUGAA
Messenger RNA from Impatiens glandulifera, 2864 nucleotides. Its product is annotated as probable LRR receptor-like serine/threonine-protein kinase At4g29180. The record is from RefSeq and is a predicted model, not a curated record. The transcript is spliced from 10 exons. Gene Ontology annotation, biological process: protein phosphorylation. NCBI's taxonomy places the organism in Eukaryota, Viridiplantae, Streptophyta, Magnoliopsida, Ericales, Balsaminaceae. Gene Ontology annotation, molecular function: protein kinase activity; ATP binding; protein binding. Bases 90 to 2774 code for a protein of 894 amino acids.